CCGCCUAGCAAUUUGAGUGCUGUCGAAGGUGGCCAUGUGGAAGUCUCUGAAAGGCCUCGAUGCGUAUCCCAAGACGAUGGAAGAGUUCAAGGUCCGCACGACACAAGGCGGCAUCAUCUCUGUCGUUGCGAUCGUCCUCAUGGUCGUGCUUGUCAUCUCGGAACUCAACUUUCAUCUCAUGGUGGACACGGUGGACAAGAUGUACGUCGACGGCGAGCGUAACGUCAACCUCCUCAUCAAUUUUGACAUCGACUUCCCCAAAAUGCCGUGCUCCAUUAUAUCGGUGGAACAUGGGGACAUGCAAGGCCGUGUCCACCUGGACGUCAUCGACAACAUCCACAAAAUCCGCCUCGAUACGAAUGGCAACUCGCUUGGCGAAAUGGUCAAGCACGAGAUGGGGAACGCCCUCAAGGAAGAGCACGUCAAGAGCCAUGUAGACAAGGGCUACUACUGCGGUAGUUGCUACGCCGCCGGCGAGCCUGGCGACUGCUGCAAUACCUGUGACGACGUCAAGAAGGCCUACGCUAUCAAGAACUGGGCCAUGCCGAGCAUGCAUUCUGUGUCGCAAGUACUGUUGGCGACGCCACAUAUAUCGCACGCAGGUUCCUUGAGGCUGAUGUUGACGCUGGUGAUACAGUGCAUGAACGACGAGCUGGAAGGAAUCUUGAACGGCACCGUAAACGAAGGAUGCCGCAUUUUUGGCCACUUGGUCGUUGCCAAGGUUGCGGGGAAAUUUUACUUUGCGCCGUCACGAAUCUUUGAAAACGGCUACUUGCUUGACAAGGACAUGCUGGACUUGACGUUCCGGUCUUUUGAUAACACGCACAAGAUCAAGACCCUCACGUUUGGAGACGAGUACCCAAACAUGAAGAACCCGCUGAACUCGCGCAACAAGACGCUUCCUGCUGACCAACGCGGCGCGUACCAGUACUUUCUCAAGGUCGUGUCCACCGACUACACGUUCCUCAAUGGGGAUGAGAUCAAGUCGAACCAGUACUCGGUCACGGAGCACUUUUUGCAAAUGACCCCCGCGGGACACAAGGGCCUUCCUAGCGUUUCGUUCGCAUAUGAUUUCUCACCGAUCAAGUUUCGCAUCGAGCAAACGCAGAGCGGUCUCCUUCCCUUCUUCACCAGUAUCUGCGCUAUUGUCGGUGGAGUGUUCACAGUGAUGGGGCUCGUGGACUCGGCGAUGCACCAGCUCUCGACCAAAGCAAUCAAGAAGCCGACGCUUCUUUAGAAUCGCACGAUGGAUGAGUCGAAAAAAACGCAAUUGGACCUUUUACUCCAUGUAAGCUAAACGAGCAAAACAAUUUGACGACAGAGGGACGAGC
Messenger RNA from Aphanomyces invadans, 1331 nucleotides. RefSeq lists its product as hypothetical. Lineage: Eukaryota; Oomycota; Saprolegniomycetes; Saprolegniales; Verrucalvaceae. The record is from RefSeq and is a predicted model, not a curated record. The transcript has 12 exons. Gene Ontology annotation, cellular component: COPII-coated ER to Golgi transport vesicle; endoplasmic reticulum. Bases 35 to 1237 code for a protein of 400 amino acids.